AUACAAGUAAAGAAGAAAUUAAUAAUGCUGAAAAUAAUAUGCAAGAUGAAGAUUUAUAUGAUCAAAAUAAAAUUAAUAAUCUUUUAUUAGAUACAGAUAUUUCAUUAGAAUUUGAAAAUAAUAAUAAUAUAGUUACUGAAGAAUUAUUAAUAGAUGAUUAA
Messenger RNA from Diversispora eburnea, 161 nucleotides. The record is from the annotation of a GenBank genome assembly. Lineage: Eukaryota; Fungi; Glomeromycota; Glomeromycetes; Diversisporales; Diversisporaceae.